AUGGCUUACUCUCAGUUGGGAUACUCCUACCCCACUACACCGCAGUUUCUGAUGGGCUCCAGCCCCCUCUCCGGUUGUCUGGAGCCAGGAACGACUGCGUCCCACCCGGUGCUUCGCACCCCGGGCCACCAGCUCACCACUGGCACCGGCAUCGGUGUCUACAGCGGCCCUUACCCAAAGAGCCAAGGUUACUACAACACCUGCACCAGUGAUGCCACCGCUCUCUAUUCCAGAGGACCACUUGAACCCAAAGACAGAGCUGCCUCUGUGCAUGUGGGGACAUCUCAGACUCCUGCCUACUAUCCUUAUGAAUACACAUUUGGACAAUAUCCUUAUGACAGAUAUGGGUAUUCCUCCUCUGAUGGAGCAUCGCGUCGUAAAAAUGCCACUCGAGAGACGACGGGUACCCUGAAGGCCUGGCUGCAAGAGCACCAGAAGAACCCCUACCCAACUAAAGGAGAGAAGAUAAUGCUUGCUAUCAUCACCAGGAUGACCCUUACACAAGUGUCUACGUGGUUUGCGAAUGCUCGCAGGAGGCUGAAGAAGGAGAACAAGGUGACGUGGUCACCGCGAGCAUGUAAAAGCUCUGACGACCGAGGAUGUGAUGACGACAGUGAUGAGGCAGAGAAGCCACUUAAAAAUGACAAAGACCUUCCUGAUCAAUCUUGUGCAGACCUGCAGAGUGAUCUUGAAGACUUCGACUUACUGGAGUCUGAUGCUUCUGACUGUGAACCGAAGCCACAGUUUCUACCAGAGGACAAUGAAGCAAACUCGAGCACAAACAUCCCACAUGGGCAUCUCAUACACAACCCAGACUCACUGCAUGGUACAGAGAGAUUGACUCCUGACUGCCCCAAACUCACAUCGGUCCAAGACCAAAACAGCGCCUUCUAUCCUAAUCCAGAUGUCCGAAGCUCUGACAGCAAGCCAAAAAUCUGGUCAAUCGCUCACACUGCUGUGUCUUUGGAUCCCAGCCUGCAGUUAGAAUACCCUCCCUGUAUGCUGUCGUCGACAAGGUCCUCAUCUCCUGGGUAUCCAUCAAACAUGGCGCUUACCAAGGUAGACACGGAACAGGAUUCACCAGUCACCACUCUCAGAGAAUGGGUGGACGGAGUUUUCCAUGGCCCCCCUUUUCAACAGCCCAAACCAGCUACAUUGUGGAAAGGCUUAAAUGAAGCCAUGAUAGAAAGCAGAACACCAGGACAAUCCUUUGUUAGGUCUACGACAUCUUUGUAG
Molecule: messenger RNA, 1236 nt
Organism: Scomber japonicus (chub mackerel)
Lineage: Eukaryota; Metazoa; Chordata; Actinopteri; Scombriformes; Scombridae
Gene: irx4b
Product: iroquois homeobox 4b
Exons: 6
Coding region: 1-1236 (411 amino acids)
Biological process (GO): regulation of transcription by RNA polymerase II; cell development; neuron differentiation
Cellular component (GO): nucleus
Molecular function (GO): DNA-binding transcription factor activity, RNA polymerase II-specific; RNA polymerase II cis-regulatory region sequence-specific DNA binding
Source: RefSeq, a predicted model, not a curated record